Messenger RNA from Mercurialis annua (annual mercury), 3145 nucleotides. RefSeq names its product extra-large guanine nucleotide-binding protein 3. Lineage: Eukaryota; Viridiplantae; Streptophyta; Magnoliopsida; Malpighiales; Euphorbiaceae. Gene Ontology annotation, cellular component: heterotrimeric G-protein complex. Gene Ontology annotation, biological process: adenylate cyclase-modulating G protein-coupled receptor signaling pathway. Gene Ontology annotation, molecular function: G-protein beta/gamma-subunit complex binding; guanyl nucleotide binding; GTPase activity. Bases 482 to 2995 code for a protein of 837 amino acids. The transcript is spliced from 8 exons. The record is from RefSeq and is a predicted model, not a curated record.
UGUGUCUGUGUGAUUCAUUUUGUGUGAUUUUGUUCUUUUCUUCAACUCUUUUCUUCAGUUCUAAAAAGAAAUUGUGUCCUUUUCAAUAAAGUUUAUAAUUUUCAGUGCUUCUGUUUUGAAAAUGUUUUUAAUUUUUGGCAAAACAAUUAGUUAUGUUUCCAAAUAGAUCUUCCUAGGGUUUAAUUUUGACUGCUAAGAAUUGUUUAUCUGAGUUGAAUUUGAGGCGCAUUCAACUUGGAUCUUGGAAUGUUUCUUCUCUUUGACUGUAACUACUGAAUUUUUCAUCACCUUUCCAAUUUGAAGGCUUUCGCAAAUUCAUUCAAUGUCCAGUUUUAGAAACGUUUCGGACACUUGAUUUCGGACACGGAAUUUCAUUUUUUACAUAGGAAUCUUAAAAUAACGUCGUUUCGCCGUGUCUGAGUGUCCUGUUUCCCCGUAUCCGUGUGAUACCUGGGUUGUUGUUGUUAUGAUUAGUUGAAGAAUGGAUGAAAGUUGGAGGGAAGUUGUGAAAAAGAUGCUUCCUCCAGGAGCAUCUCUCCCUGAAGAUGAGUCUAAGCUUGAUUACUCUAUAGCUAUUGAGUACCAAGGCCCCCCCUUCCCUUAUGAUGUUCCUAAAGUUGAACCUCUUGAUGUAGCUUGGCAUUCCAUUCCCACUGCCCAGCCCCUUUCAGAGUCCCAAAGAUCAGUUGCUCCAGUCGUUGAACCAAUACCUUUGCCUAUGUCUUGUAUUGCUGCUGCUGUGGCAGCUUCACCUGCUCGAUUAUCCGCGAGUUCGGAGUCCGUUGUGUCGGUUUUGCAAAACCCUGAUUCUUCUUCGGCUUCCGCUUCCGCUUCGGCUUCCCCGGAAGGCAGGAGAGUGGCUGUUGUUACUUUUAACACGGUUGAGCGCAAAGACGUUGAUGCGGAGAAGGAGAAACCGUUUUAUCCGGAAUAUGUUGGGGUUUCGAAGGGAAAGAAGAAAAUGAAAAGUAGAGUUUGUUACAGGUGUGGAAAAGGGAAGUGGGAGAGCAAGGAGUCAUGCCUCGUUUGUGAUGCUAAGUAUUGUAGUAAUUGCGUGCUUCGGGCUAUGGGGUCCAUGCCCGAAGGCCGUAAAUGUGUCACUUGCAUUGCUCAACCCAUUGACGAAUCCAAGCGGUUGAAGCUGGGUAGACAUUCCAGGGUGUUGUCUCGGCUGCUUAGUCCUCUGGAGAUGAAGCAAAUCAUGAAAGCAGAGAAAGAGUGCUCUUCUAAUCAGCUUCGACCCGAGCAACUCAUUGUAAACGGCUUCCCUCUCAAGCCAGAGGAGAUGGCCGAAUUACUGGGGUGCCCAUUGCCUCCCCGAAAACUCAAGCCCGGUAGAUAUUGGUAUGAUAAGGAAUCUGGUCUCUGGGGAAAGGAGGGGGAAAAACCAGAUAGAAUCAUUAGUUCAAACUUAAAUUUUUGUGGGAAACUUAAUCCAGAUGCAAGCAAUGGGAACACGCAAGUGUAUAUGAAUGGCCGGGAAAUUACUAGACUUGAAUUGAGGGUGCUAAAACUAGCAAAAGUUCAGUGUCCACGUGACACUCAUUUUUGGGUCUAUGAUGAUGGGCGUUACGAAGAGGAAGGUCAGAAUAAUAUCAGGGGCAACAUUUGGGAGAAGGCAUCAACACGGUUUGUUUGUGCAUUAUUAUCUUUGCCUGUGCCUCAUGGACAACCACAUGGACAGAGAGAUGAGGCCAGUAAUUAUACAACUGUUCCAAAUUAUCUGGAGCAGAAAAAAGUACAGAAACUUCUUCUGCUUGGUCUUCAAGGCUCCGGAACGAGUACUAUCUUCAAGCAGGCCAAAUUUUUGUAUGGCAAUAAGUUUACUGCAGAAGAGCUGCAGGAUAUCAAGUUAAUGAUCCAGAGCAAUAUGUAUAGAUAUCUAAGCAUUUUGCUUGACGGACGAGAACGUUUUGAGGAGGAAGCAAUGUCUAGGAUGAAGGAACUAUGUAAUGAAGUUCAAAGUUCGGUAUCAGGUGGAGAGGUCGACUCUGGUGAAACUAAUCAAUGUAUCUAUUCAAUCAAUCCAAGAUUAAAGCAUUUCUCAGAUUGGCUGUUGGACAUUAUCGCUACAGGGGAUUUGGAUGCAUUUUUCCCUGCAGCAACACGUGAAUAUGCUCCAUUGGUUGAAGAAGUAUGGAGAGAUCCUGCUAUACAGGAAACAUUUAAAAGAAAAGAUGACCUUCACUUCCUUCCAGAUGUUGCUGAGUACUUCUUAAGCCGGGCUGUUGAAGUCUCAAGCAAUGAGUAUGAACCUUCUGAACGUGAUAUUCUUUAUGCGGAAGGAGUCACUCAAGGAAAUGGUUUGGCUUUCAUAGAAUUCUCUCUUGAUGACCGCAGCCCAAUGUCUGAAACAUACACAGAUAAUAUGGAAGCUCAACCCCCACCUUUAACAAAGUAUCAACUUAUUAGGGUAAAUGCGAAGGGGAUGAAUGAGGGGUGCAAAUGGGUGGAAAUGUUUGAAGAUGUACGUGCAGUGGUGUUCUGCGUUGCUCUUAGUGACUAUGAUCAGAUGUGGGUUGCAGCUGAGAGCAGUGGGAGUGGUUCAUUACUAGAGAACAAGAUGAUGCAAAGCAAAGAGCUGUUUGAGAGUAUGAUGAGGCACCCGUGUUUUAAGGAUACUCCUUUUGUGUUGGUGCUUAACAAAUACGACAUGUUCGAAGAGAAAGUUAACCGAGUGCAUCUUAGUGCAUGUGAAUGGUUUAAUGAUUUCAGUCCUGUGCAGCCCCACCACAACAGUCAGACACUGGCUCACCAAGCAUACUACUACGUCGCGAUGAAGUUCAAAGACCUCUAUGCCUCAGUUACCGGGCGUAAGCUGUUUGUAUGGCAAGCCAAGGGUAGAGACCGUGUAACUGUUGAUGAGGCAUUCAAGUACAUAAGGGAGGUUCUCAAGUGGGAUGAAGAGAAAGAGGAGAAUUAUUAUGGGGGUGGAGCUGAGGACUCUUUCUACAGUACUGACCUGAGUUCUUCUCCAUUUGUUAGGGCAGAGUAAUGUGCUUUUCCGGGGGCCCUUUUGAUAGGAAAAAUAUGUAAAUUAAAAGGAACGGAAUAAGAUUAAUAAUUUGUAUAACUAAUGAUAGAUUGGUGCUUUGUGAUUUAUUAAAAUAAUAAGCUUAGAUAGAAAUUCUUGAGGAUUUUCCAA